CGUGGAGACCACAGCUAUGGCAACUAGGAGAAGCCAAACUUAGUCGUUCCUCUCGAACCGCGGAGGGGUCCCGGGCGUGCGGCGCUAGUCCGCGCGGAGCUCAUGGCGCUCUACGAGCUCUACUCUCACCCGGCCGAGCGCGGCUACCGCGCGGGGCUCUGCUCCAAGGCCGCGGUGUUCCUGCUGCUGGCCGCCGUGCUCACGUACAUCCCGCCGCUGCUGGUGGCCUUCCGGAGCCACGGGUUCUGGCUGAAGCGGAGCAGCUACGAGGAGCAGCCGACCGUGCGCUUCCAGCACCAGGUGCUGCUCGUAGCCCUGCUAGGAUCCGAGCGCGGCGGCUUUCUCGCGUGGAGCACGUUCCCCGCCUUCAACCGGCUGCAGGGGGAUCACCUGCGCGUCCCGCUCGUUUCGAAUAUUGCAGUGAGUAAGAUUUUGAAUUGGAAUGGAAGCUGUUGGUUGAAAUUGUUCAAUAGAGAAUGCCUGAAACUGAGAAAUCGAGAAGUGCCAAUUCAAAUGUUAAAACAUGGAGAUACGUUUCUAAAUAAUGAGACUAGAGAAGAAGACAGGAACCAAGAUGGGAAGAUGGACAUGUUACAUUUUAAACUGGAGCUGCCCCUGCAGUCCACGGAGCAUGUUGUAGCCGUGCAGCUCAUCUUGACUUUCUCCUACCAGUUGCACAGGAUGUCAACAUUCGUGAUGCAGAGCAUGGCGUUUCUCCAAUCCUCCUUCGCUGUUCCGGGGUCCCAGUUAUAUGUGAACGGAGACCUGAGGCUGCAGCAGAAGCAGCCCCUAAACUAUGGCGGCCUAGACGUUCGAUACAAUGUAUCUGUAAUCAACGGGACCAGCCCUUUUGCCUGUGACUACGACCUCACCCACAUUGUUGCUGCUUACCAGGCAAGGAAUGUAACCACCGUCCUGACUGACCCCAACCCCAUCUGGCUGGUGGGAAGGGCCGCUGAAGCUCCAUUUGUGAUUAAUGCUGUCAUUCGAUAUCCUGUGGAAGUCAUUUCUUAUCUACCAGGAUUCUGGGAAAUGAUAAAGUUUGCCUGGAUCCAAUAUGUCAGUAUCCUGCUUAUCUUUCUCUGGGUGUUUGAAAGAAUCAAAAGAUUUGUGUUUCAAAAUCAGGUAGUCACCACAGUCCCUGUAACAGCAGUGCCCCAGAGAGAACUGUAUAAGGAGCACUUAUCAUAAGAAGAUCAUUUCUGAAAACACUAAGCAGGACCCUUACUACCUCAUCAUUGUCCUCCCAGAACUGCCAUCUUAUGACAUUUCUGAAAAGAGCCGAGGGACACGUGCCAACAUAUGUAUUUUUCCUAUCAGAGACAAAGAGCAAUUCUUUCUCUACACAAAUUCCAUAUCUUCUAAGCACUUAACAAAUCAUCAGGGACUAGUUUGUGGAAAGGUCUGAGGGCUAUAAUUUGCCUUUUUUUUUUGCUUUAGACUUGAAUUUCAGGAGAAAACUACAGUCAGUUCAGACAUCUUGGAAAGAGUCCCAUCUCUGGUCAAGCAAAGACUUUGCCUCUCUUGAACUGAGAAACAUGCUAUGCAUUUCUUCCCCCUAUUGUCAACCACUUUUUUACUCUUUUCGGAAGUCUCUUAUGAUAGAUAUGCAGGUCACAUGCACUUUCCACUCCUGGGCAUAUAAAUUUCCCAUUCAGAACUUUGAUUUCGAGACCUGAGAGGGCUUUAACUGGAGAAUUGGAGAAACAGAAAGAGAGCGCUCAAGAACACAUGUAUGCUUGUACAUGAGGGUGAGUGACUUGACAACAGGACCAUCCACCUGCCCUCAGUCUAACAGACAGUCGUCUGUCAUCAGCUCAGCUGAACAGCCCUUUAUCCCUGCCCUGCUGUGGCUGGCUCUUUGCCCUCUGUCUGUGCCCCUGGAAUAGCAGGCUGAAGUCAGAAGUGCUGUUUCAUUCACAAUCCUCUCUGCAACAGUGGGGGAAGUAAGGAUUUACAACAGGUUCUUUCUCUCUGGCCUUCACCCAACAGCCUGGACACUUGCCACUCCUCCUCCUUGACAGCCCUCCCCCUUCCUGAAAAGGACAUGGGUGACAGAAGAACUGUUGUUGGUAUUGGCUCCCACUGCCCGACAACCACCGAGUUUAUUUAGAGGGCUAGCAAGAAGCCCAGCUACUUGUAUUUCCCUGAACUAAGGAACAGGGUGCCCAUCGGCCUCGGCAGCUUUGGGGAGGACACACAAGUAGCAGUGAGGGGAUAAAGAAGAUGUUAGCCCAGGCAGCCCAAUCCAGCUUGGCCAUUAGCAGACUAACAAGCAGUCCAGCCAGAUUACCCUCGUGGCUCAAUGAGCGUCUGCAGGAGAAGAGACCACUGGAACAGGCCUCUGUUGUACACAGAAGACUGAUUCUCCGUUCUCAUCCCAAGGAUACGUGCAGUUUCCUCAAAGGAUGGAUGGAUCUGCUUUAUGAUCUCAAGAUGUCAUUGGCACUAGCAGGACAUACUCGCUGUGAUCCAUGCUUCAUGCCCACCCCCAAACACACUCAGUGUCUGCCUCAGUUUACCUUGGAGAUUUAGUUAUUUCCAAAGCACCUUUUCUUCCAGGCUGACCAAAAUAAGAGUUUUGGAAACAAAGCUAUUUUGAAGUAUUCAAGCACAAAAAUAUCUUAACACUGUCCCCUCUGCCUUUUUUUUAAUGUUUAGGGCUGUUUAUAUGCCUAAAAAUUUUUUCUUGAGAUUUAAAUGAAAAAUGGUUGCUGGUUUGAAUCACAAAAAGAUAAUGAGAUAUGGAAAGAUAGCUAAAGAUGUGUAUAAACAUUGCUUUGCAUUUUGUUAAAUUAUUUUAAUGCAAAAUUUGUGUAAAGAGCCAUGAUGUUUUGUAACUUUCUAAUUAAAAUGUUCAAAAUGGAAGGUUGCAUGUGGCUUUUUAGAGG
This is a messenger RNA of Diceros bicornis minor, 2891 nucleotides long. RefSeq names its product transmembrane protein 231 (gene TMEM231). The record is from RefSeq and is a predicted model, not a curated record. Gene Ontology annotation, cellular component: ciliary transition zone; ciliary membrane. NCBI's taxonomy places the organism in Eukaryota, Metazoa, Chordata, Mammalia, Perissodactyla, Rhinocerotidae. Gene Ontology annotation, biological process: cilium assembly; regulation of protein localization. The transcript is spliced from 9 exons. The coding region runs from base 103 to 1191 and encodes 362 amino acids.